CGAAGAAGGAAACUCCCUUCCUCCCGUUUGAGCGCGACCCCCAACCGCACAGAGCGAUCCAGUUCCACUCCGAUCUCUAAACCGUGAAAGUGGUGAAAACGUGCUUAUUUAUUUGACUUCUGGAAUAACCGUGAGCGAAUCGUAAUUCAUACUAAUGGCAUCUGGAGUAACCGUAGCAGACGCCUGCAAGACAGUGUACGAAGAAAUUAAGAAAGACAAGAAACAUCGGUAUGUGAUUUUUCACAUCAAGGACGAACUGCAAAUCGACGUAGAACUAAUUGCACCUCGUGAAGCAACCUACGAUGCUUUCCUCGCGGACUUGCAGAAAGGUGGAGCCGAAGAAUGUCGCUAUGGUCUAUUUGACUUUGAAUAUACCCACCAGUGUCAGGGUACCUCAGAGGCAUCCAAGAAACAGAAACUUUUCCUGAUGUCAUGGUGCCCGGAUACCGCUAAAAUUAAGAAGAAGAUGUUGUACUCUAGCUCGUUUGAUGCCCUGAAGAAAUCGAUGGUUGGUGUGCACAAGUCUAUUCAAGCAACGGAUCAUGCGGAAGCUUCAGAAGAGGUUGUCGAAGAGAAACUUCGAGCCAAUGACCGAAAUUAAAAUACUAAUUUCCAAUAACGCCCAAAAUAAUAAUUAUUGAAUAAAACAAAAAAACAAAAAAAAAGGUAAACGAAAAAUUCCCUGCCCAUUUACCGAUCACCUUGUACCAUAUAACUUCAAAGUUUAUCUUACCAUUUUACAACAUUUUUUCACUCAUUGCAGCCAAUUAUUGUUAGUCAUCAUGCUACAUUUAUGAUUAUCAUUCAACAAGAUAAGGGCGGGAGUGGUUGAGGCCGAAAAAGAAGGGAAAUCGAGAGGUACAGGUGUUGAUUAAUGAAAAAAAAAAGAAAACAAAUAGGGCGUGGCGGGAAAAACCAUUUUUCAUAUUGUGAACGUUGUGUGAAUCUGUCUGAUAUAUACCUAAUAUUAAUAUUCUGCUACUAUGAUAAUAUGAUAAUGUAAUGAUUAUUAUUAUUGAGAUGAAGAUAAAGAAAAAAUCCCAAAAAAAUAAAAUAAAAUGAAAGAAACAAAACAAAGAAACGGGGUAGAAAAGAAAUGUGCGCAACAGUUUACAAAAAAAAAAAAAUAUUAAAAUAAAGUAAGAAUUUACCAAUGGAGUAAAAGAAAAAAAGAACAGUAAGCAUAAAUGACAAAAAUUUAGCGUUUUUGUCACUGGCUGUAAUAAUGAUUAAAUUAAACUCAUUUCAUAAUGA
Athalia rosae (coleseed sawfly) is the source of this 1254-nucleotide messenger RNA. It is a transcript of the gene tsr, whose product is annotated as cofilin/actin-depolymerizing factor homolog. The record is from RefSeq and is a predicted model, not a curated record. Gene Ontology annotation, biological process: actin filament fragmentation; cell motility; actin filament severing. Gene Ontology annotation, molecular function: actin filament binding. The transcript is spliced from 3 exons. Bases 155 to 601 code for a protein of 148 amino acids. NCBI's taxonomy places the organism in Eukaryota, Metazoa, Arthropoda, Insecta, Hymenoptera, Athaliidae. Gene Ontology annotation, cellular component: actin cortical patch; cytoplasm; actin cytoskeleton.